Arabidopsis thaliana (thale cress) is the source of this 2123-nucleotide messenger RNA. RefSeq names its product methyltransferase. NCBI's taxonomy places the organism in Eukaryota, Viridiplantae, Streptophyta, Magnoliopsida, Brassicales, Brassicaceae. Bases 384 to 1925 code for a protein of 513 amino acids. The transcript has a single exon. The record is from RefSeq and is marked reviewed. Gene Ontology annotation, molecular function: S-adenosylmethionine-dependent methyltransferase activity.
CUCUUUUCCGAUUCCUCUCAAUCUCUCUUUCUUCUUCUUUUUCUCUCGCUCCAAAUUCCAUGUCUGUGUCUCUUUCCUCCUCCGCCGUAUAAUUCGCCGGAAAAAUUAUCUCCCUUUGAUUUUCGAACACCUCCGCGAACUAUGCGCUUCUUUUGCCCUUAUCCUCCAACUACUUGUCGGAUCUGCAAUUCUUCUUGUCAAUUCCCAACCCUAAUCGGAGCUAAUCACACCUCUGCUCGUUUCUCUUCUCGUUAGUCUCUGCUCCAUCUCCUCCUCAGAUUUAGGGAUAUUUGCUUCCAAUUUAACAAACAAACCAAGAGCUAUUCUUUCGUUCUUUAUUCUCUCCGUCUUGUAAAGUAGUUUUAGCAGUGAGAUACAUACAAAUGGAGACUUCCAUGGGGAAACCCAGCUUCUUACGGAAUAUAAUGGUUCGCGUGCUUCUCUUUGGUGUUCUUAUCAUCGUUGUGAGAUUUGCUUAUGUUGUCACCAUCACCGGUGAAUCAUGCAAUCGCGGCGACUUCUGCUUCUUCUCUCUCCCUGAGAAUCUCAACUUUGUCAUCUCCGGUGCUGCCUCCGGCUCUUCUGCUAUCGACGCCAUCAGAUCUACUUCCCCUGGGGAUGAUCUCUACACCACCAGGGAUUGGAUCAAAUCCGUUCAGUUUUACUCCUCCAUCUUCCAGGAUCUGAUCGCCGACGGUUAUCUAUCGCCUGAAUCGAAGACGCUUUGUGUAGAGACGGCGAUUGGACAAGAGGUUCACUCGCUCAGAGAGAUUGGGGUGAAGAACUCCGUCGGGAUCUCUAAGAAAGCUUCUAGGCCGUUGGUGGUUAGAGGCGAGGGACAUGCUAUUCCCUUUGAGGAUAACGCUUUCGAUUUUGUAUUCUCCGGUGGUGACCGCCUUGGGAAGUCGUUGAAGCAGUUGGAAUUCGCCGAUGAGAUUACUCGAACACUGAAACCCGAAGGGUUUGCGGUGGUUCAUGUUGGGGCUACAGAUACGUACAGUUUCAAUUCAUUCCUUGAUUUGUUUAAUUCUUGCAGAUUGGUGAAGAUGCGUGAUAUCGAUGGUUUUGAUCCUUCGAUGCCUCAUAUCAGAGAAUUUGUUAUUCAGAAAUACUCAGAGAUUGAUGGUGGUGGUCAUCACCACCGUGGUGGUGGUGAUUCUGGUGGAAAGUGCUGGAUUCCGGGUUACAAAAGAGAUUUGAUUCGGGAUGCAGAGCCACUGAUUCAAGAGGAGCCUCUUAAGCCAUGGAUUACACUUAAGAGGAACAUCAAGAAUAUUAAAUAUGUGCCUUCUAUGGUUGAUAUACGUUUCAAGAGUAGAUACGUUUACGUUGAUGUUGGUGCUAGAAGUUAUGGAUCCAGUAUUGGGAGUUGGUUCAAGAAAGAGUACCCUAAGCAGAACAAAACUUUUGAUGUUUUCGCCAUUGAGGCUGACAAAGCCUUUCACGAAGAGUAUAAGAUAAAGAAGAAGGUGAACCUGUUGCCAUACGCAGCGUGGGUGAGGAACGAGACGUUAUCGUUUGAGAUCAAUCACGAUCCGGGAAAGGAAGUGGAAGCCAAAGCAAAGGGCAGGGGGAUGGGCAGAAUCCAGCCGGUUAAAAAGUCUGACUCGAGUGACUUAGCUGGAGAGGUGAAUUUGAUUCAAGGGUUUGAUUUCGCUGACUGGUUGAAGAAGAGUGUGAGAGAGAGGGACUUUGUUGUGAUGAAGAUGGAUGUUGAAGGAACCGAAUUCGAUCUGAUCCCGAGGCUAAUCAAGACAGGAGCGAUUUGUCUAAUAGAUGAGUUGUUCCUUGAAUGCCAUUACAACAGGUGGCAGAGAUGUUGUCCUGGUCAAAGGAGCCAAAAGUACAACAAGACUUAUAACCAAUGCUUAGAGCUCUUCAAUUCGCUCAGACAAAGAGGGGUGCUUGUCCAUCAAUGGUGGUAAUGGUUAGGAUGCUGCAUAAAAGUCUCCUUCUUCUAUGCAUUUGGUGAAAAAUGUACUUUCUUCUUCUAGAAUAUAUAAAGCGGGAUAUUGUAGGUUUCUAUUAAAAAUACGUUGUCUGUGCUGAAAUUCCCUUUUACUGUAAGAAAAAAGAAGUUUAGCUUUAAAUGGAAAUUUGAGUUUCUUUUACGCUCGCAACUG